AUGUAUUACAUGCUAAAUCCCAACAUGCUGAAAAGAUGGCACAAAACAAUGUUGGUGGGCGUCACUUUUAAACAAAUAUGCCCACGAGAAUGCCAGUCAACACCUUUAAAUGACCGAAUAACCAACGCCAGGAAAAUUCCUUUCAAUGCACAUCAACAACUUUUACUCGGCAGGCCGAAACAAAACCAAAUAAAACGUGAGACACGGAGGAAGAGGAAGAGGAAGAAAAAAAGAGUGGCCGAAGCGAAGGAUGGCAGGCGAGAAAUAUGGCUGGUGGUACUGCUAAAUUAUUACAGCAAUAUAACACAAUUAACAUGCAAUGUGCCGUCUUAUGCAUUCUUAACUGGUGGAUAA
This is a messenger RNA of Helobdella robusta, 354 nucleotides long. RefSeq lists its product as hypothetical. The record is from RefSeq and is a predicted model, not a curated record. NCBI's taxonomy places the organism in Eukaryota, Metazoa, Annelida, Clitellata, Rhynchobdellida, Glossiphoniidae. The transcript is spliced from 3 exons. Bases 1 to 354 code for a protein of 117 amino acids.